Letharia lupina is the source of this 594-nucleotide messenger RNA. RefSeq lists its product as uncharacterized. The record is from RefSeq and is a predicted model, not a curated record. The transcript has a single exon. NCBI's taxonomy places the organism in Eukaryota, Fungi, Ascomycota, Lecanoromycetes, Lecanorales, Parmeliaceae. Bases 1 to 594 code for a protein of 197 amino acids.
AUGAGACUCAGCCAGCAUGUGAGAAGCAGUCAGCAAGCGAUCCGGAGCAGUCCGGAGCAGCCAGCGAGUCAGGACCAGGAGCUGACCGCCCCGAAGCUACAGCCAACCGCGUCGUCGGACAAAGACAACGGUAAAAAGCGAAAGUCCGUUGCGAAGGCGGCCGAAGCUACUGCUUCCAAAAAAAAGCCUCGCACAAGAAAAGCAACCACUACAGACUCGACCGAGAGAGUCGAUGAGAGUGAUGAACGGAGCGCGCCCGAACCGAAGAAGCAACGAGGUCGUGCGAAGCCUCCUACCGACGCCGAAAAGAAGCAGCCACGUCGACGAAAGCAGCCGGAUAUUCCAACCCCCACCAGAAGCAACGCCGUUCAUCUCUGCUCAUCUCAGAUCGAGGAGAUCGCCCACGAAGCAUUCGAUUGCUACAAUCGUCAGCUGGUUCUCAUAGAGAGGAGAAGUGGGGUGAGGCGUACAAACCCUACCCGGACGCGAAGGAGGGAGAACAGCCAGACAUGGCGGUGGCUAGAAAGGAGAACCGAGGUGGGUCAGAGGCGGAGGAGUGGGUUCCCCGUGUGCGGCCAUGCUCGCAUAGAAUGA